UCUUUUUCUUCUUCUUUAAAAUAAAUAUAAAUAAAUAAAGCACACACUUUCACUUUUGUGUUAUCAUCAGUUUUCAUAUGACAGUGAACACAUGACUAAAGCCUUACCAAAUACAACAACACCUAGCUAAAGGCAACCAAAUCACCAAAAUCUUCACCACUGAAGCCAAAUCGUUUCUGUUUUCGCCUGUAGAGCCAUAUAGCAUCAACGUUUGGCUAACAAUAAAUCAAUUUUCUGCCAAAAAAAUCAAAUGCUCUGUUUGAGAGAGUAACAAACACAGAGAAAGAAGUAUAGUAGGAGCUCUAGCUUGAAAAUAAAGAACCAGUUGAGGAUUUUACAGAUCUCCUAUUGUACUGAGCUUUCUUCUGGUGAGGUACCUGUGAUGUUAAUAGUAACCGGAGAUGGAAAGGAUACAUGAAGUAAAACAACCACCGAGGCAAUUCCCUUUAGAGGCUAAGGUGACACAUGCCUUUUCAACUUCCAGGAAGGAGAUCGGUGUUAAAUGCAAUGUGCAGGACUUCCGAGAUUUUGACUUGUCUGUUCUGAGACAAACAUGGAAAGGAAAGACCUCGUAUCAGGAGGAAGAGGAACUCAUGAUAGAUGCUGGUUCAGUCAAGCGCAGUGAUGAUUCACUUGAAGACAGUGGCUCUACUUCAUUUCAUGGAGCGAGUCAUCCUCCGGAACCUGUUGAUACAGACCUAAUGAGACCAGUGUACGUACCCAUUGGUCAGAAAAAAGCAGAUGGGAAAUGCUUAGUGAAAAGCAUGUCUUUGAAGGGUCCUUUCCUAGAUGAUCUUUCAAUCCGGGUUCCUAAUGUGAAACCGAGCCCAUCUCUUCUUUCACCUGCAGAGAGCUUGGUUGAAGAGCCAAAUGAUCUGAGUGUAAUCUCCUCUCCGUUUACAAUUCCUCGUCCAUCUCAAAACACAGAAGCAAGUCUGCCUCCUGACUCCGAAGAGAAAGAAUGUAUUUGGGAUGCAUCGCUGCCUCCAAGUGGCAAUGUAAGCCCACUUAGUAGCAUUGAUAGUACUGGUGUGGUGAGAUCUAUGAGCAUUGUCAACAGUUGCACAAGCACGUAUAGGAGUGAUGUGAUCAUGAGCGAUGGCAUGCUUAGUGUGGACAGAAACUAUGAGAGCACAAAAGGGAGCAUUCGUGGGGAUUCACUUGAAAGCGGUAAAACUAGCCUUAGCAGAGCAAGUGACAGCAGUGGGCUUAGUGAUGAUAGUAAUUGGAGUAACAUUACUGGCAGUGCCAAUAAGCCUCACAAAGGAAAUGAUCCUAGAUGGAAGGCUAUUCUCGCGAUUCGGGCACGUGAUGGUAUAUUAGGAAUGAGUCACUUUAGGUUACUCAAAAGACUUGGUUGUGGAGACAUUGGCAGUGUUUAUCUUUCUGAGCUUAGCGGGACUCGCUGCUAUUUUGCAAUGAAAGUGAUGGAUAAGGCUUCACUUGCGAGCAGGAAGAAACUGACUCGUGCUCAGACAGAAAGAGAAAUCCUGCAGUUAUUAGACCAUCCAUUCUUGCCAACCUUGUACACUCAUUUUGAGACCGAUCGCUUCUCAUGUUUGGUCAUGGAAUAUUGUCCUGGAGGAGAUUUACAUACUCUACGACAGCGACAACCUGGGAAGCAUUUUUCGGAAUAUGCUGCAAGGUUUUAUGCAGCAGAAGUUCUACUGGCGCUUGAAUAUCUACACAUGCUUGGUGUUGUGUACAGAGACUUAAAACCUGAAAAUGUUCUUGUGCGUGACGAUGGCCACAUUAUGCUUUCAGAUUUUGACCUAUCCCUAAGAUGUGCAGUUUCACCCACGCUCAUAAGGACAUCGUCUGGCGAUCCUUCUAAAAAAGGAGCCGCAUUCUGUGUGCAGCCAGCAUGUAUUGAGCCCACAUCUGUAUGCAUUCAACCAGCAUGCUUCCUUCCCCGUAUAUUUAAUCAAAAAAGCAAGAAAAGAUCACCUAAGCCUCGAGCCGAGACUGGGCCUCCAGCUAAUGCACUGCCUGAGCUAGUCGCAGAACCUACUUCGGCACGCUCUAUGUCAUUUGUUGGGACUCAUGAAUACUUGGCCCCCGAGAUUAUCAAGGGAGAAGGCCACGGCAGUGCAGUUGAUUGGUGGACAUUUGGUAUUUUCCUGCAUGAACUACUAUAUGGUAAGACCCCAUUCAAG
Messenger RNA from Nicotiana tabacum (common tobacco), 2156 nucleotides. RefSeq names its product serine/threonine-protein kinase D6PKL1. Gene Ontology annotation, molecular function: ATP binding; protein kinase activity. Gene Ontology annotation, biological process: protein phosphorylation. The record is from RefSeq and is a predicted model, not a curated record. Lineage: Eukaryota; Viridiplantae; Streptophyta; Magnoliopsida; Solanales; Solanaceae.